Molecule: messenger RNA, 1472 nt
Organism: Saccoglossus kowalevskii
Lineage: Eukaryota; Metazoa; Hemichordata; Enteropneusta; Harrimaniidae
Biological process (GO): lipid metabolic process
Source: RefSeq, a predicted model, not a curated record
AUGGGGGCUAUGUUUGCUGCCAUGCUGGCUAUGGGUUAUCAUCCUGAUGAAGCGUCCAUUCUCAUGGACCAGGAAUUACCUCAUGUCACACUGGACCAUGGUUACGGCUAUCUGAGUCUCAUUCCAAAUAUCAUUCGAGGGUAUGGAUGGAACCCCGGUGAGAAGCUACUAGAAUGGUUUGGGGCAAAAUUUGAAGCCAAAACCGGUAACAAAGACAUAACCUUCAAAGAGUUGUUUGACAAAUUUGGUAAGGAAUUGUGUGUUGUGAUAUGUAAUGUAAACAGGAUGGAUGCCGAGUAUUGCCACAUGAAAACCACACCCAAUAUGCCAGUGAGGUUGGCAGUCAGAAUGUCAAUGUCAAUCCCAGGUGUUUUCAAAGCUGUCGAAUUAAAGAAUGGCGACAACAUAGACACGUGCGUAGACGGCGGUGUAUUGGCGAAUUUACCCUUGCACUGUUAUGAUGGUUGGUGGCUGUCUAUGAAGAAAGAGGACAGUUUUCUUGCCCGUAUACAACCAUUGAAAGACUUAUUCAAACUGUGGAAACAAGAAGAGCGAUUUGGAAAACACAAUCCUCGUACACUUGGCGUCUUGACGUAUUGCGACACUGACCCAGAGUUAUAUGAAGAGCUCAUGACUGCCGGUGAAUCGAUGCAUGUAGAAAGACCAGACACAAAGUUAGCCAGGAAAAAAACUGAAUCUGAGCAGGAGACUGAGAAAAUAGAAGGAGAAUUCACAAAGAUAGCCACAGCCUUCAGUAAAUUCUUACAAGCUAUAGAUGAAAAUGACCUAGAUAAGAGCGCCACUGUCGACAAAGGAGAGAUGAAGAAACUAUUGAGUGAUAGUAAGACUUUUACAAAGGAGGAUGCCAAGCUAUUAUUUGGUGAUGAUUAUACUUUUGAACACGUUUUUGCUGACUUGGACAGAAAUCAUGAUGGAAAGAUUGACAUGGUAGAAUUGUUGCAAUUUGCCGAACGCAGAGGGAUAGACUUGUACAGCAACUUUAUUAGCUAUGACCGUGUAGCAAUAUCCAAUGUCGGAGAAUUCAUAAGUACAUUAAUUACAACAAUGACGGUGAAUCUCAAACGACUUCAUUAUACGAAGAAAGACAUUGGUCGCACUAUUGCUAUUGAUGUUGACUACCUUGGAACCCUAGACGUGGACAUGGAAUCAGGUGAUAAAGAAUUUGCCAUUAAGCAAGGGGCAGCAUCAACAAGAAACUUCCUACAAAGAUAUAUCAAGAAAAACAAAUUAUCAACGAAAUUGGUUACCCAGUGAAAAAUUAUACACACAAAGGAAUAUACAGCAUCAUAUGGGAUUGGGGGAAGAUUCAGAAAGUAAUAUGAUAAUUUAUGCAGACAAAUAGGGGAAAGUCACAACGUUUUAAAAUAACAGUACAGAUUAAUAACGGUACACUUUUAGAUGGUUAUUAGAGAGUUAUUUGAUUUCCGGGACCAGUAGUUGUCAUGUAAUUG